This is a messenger RNA of Plasmodium falciparum 3D7, 4395 nucleotides long. It is a transcript of the gene EXP3, whose product is annotated as exported protein 3. NCBI's taxonomy places the organism in Eukaryota, Apicomplexa, Aconoidasida, Haemosporida, Plasmodiidae. The record is from RefSeq and is a predicted model, not a curated record.
AUGCAAAUCCCAACAAAAUUUUUAGUUUUUUUUAAUUUGGUUAUAUUAUUUGUAUUUUUAAAUUUUGAGCGUGUAGAGUUAAAGUUAAACAAUAUAAUAUAUGACAAGAAUAAUUUUAGUAACAAUAAUUAUAAUUAUUAUGUAAAUAAUAAUAAUGAUGAAAAUAACGAAGGAAAGAAUUCUGCCGAUAAUAUAGACAUAAUAAAGAAGGACGAUGCUGUAGAUAAUAAAGAGAAUGAGGAAAAAAAUAGUUUGGAUGUUUUUAAUAAGGAUGAUGAAAAUUCCCAUCACGAAGAUAACGCUCAACAAGAUGAAAAUCUCCAUAACGAAGAAAAGGAUGAUGAUGAUGAUGAUAAUAAUAAUAUCGAAGAAGAUCUAGAUAACGAAGAUAAGAUGUAUUUUGAGGAAAAUCCAAAGAAUGAAGAAGAUGCACAUGAUGAGGAUAACGCACAAGAUAUUGUUAAAUCGGAAGAGGAUUCUUAUGAUGAUGAUUCAAAACAUUUUAGUGAUAACACUAAUGUGUACGAAACCAAUACCAACAUAUUUGUAGAGAAUAAACAAGAUGAUAAUGAAGAAAAAGACCAUGAAUAUUAUUUAAAAGUUCAAGAAGGUGAUAAUAUAACCGUUAAUAAAAAAGAAGAAGCUACUGGUUUCGACGUAGACCAAGGUGUAAGCGCCUUGUUCUUUGACGCCAAUUUAAAGAAAGACGUUGACGAAAAGAUGAACAAGGAAAUUGUUUUUGUCGAUGAAGAAGAGGAGAAUAAAAACAUGAAGCAAGAAGACAAAGGAGAUUUGUUAAGCACAAGUGAUGGUAAUGAUAACGAAAAUAAUGACGAUAACAAUGACGAUAACAAUGACGAAAAUAAUGACGAUAACAAUGACGAUAACAAUGACGAUAACAAUGACGAUAACAAUGACGAUAACAAUGACGAUAACAAUGACGAUAACAAUGACGAUAACAACGACGAUGAUGAAGACGAAGAUGAUGAUGAUGAUGAAGAUGAUGAUGAAGAUGAUGAUGAAGAGUAUCAUGUGAAUAAAGAUAAUAGAGAGAAGAAAAAUAAGAACAGUGAUAAUAUAUCAUUAUUAGGAAAGAGGAAAAUAUCACAAGAUUCUAUAAAAGACGAAUUAUCCAGAAAUAAUGAAAAUGAUUAUAAAUAUAAUAUAGAAGAAGAUGGUAAAGAAAGAAAUGAAGAUGAGUAUAGAGAACAUCAACAAAAUGGUCAUAUGAUAUCAAAUAUAAAUAAUACAUGGAAUAGUAUAUUUAAUUUAUUUAGAAAGAAUAAUUCUCGAUUUAUUAAUAAUGUAAAUUAUUUUAGAAAGGAGAUACAAAAUGAAUUUUCUUUUAGAAAUGGUUUAUAUUUUAGUCCAACUACUGUAGGUGAAUAUAAUAAAUUAGUAGAUACGAAGAGAUAUGCAUAUAUUAAAUUACCAGAAAAUACAUUAAUUUUUGUAAUAACAGCGAAUAAGUUUUUUUUUCAAGAUCUCAUAUAUUCUAAUAAUAAAUAUUUAUCAGUAAAAAGAAAGUUUACAUUUGCCAUGAAUUACUUAAUUCGUAAUUUAAAAAAGAAAAUUUUCUUUAGAAAUUAUCAGUAUCAAUAUUUAUUUAAAGAUGAUUCCUUUGCUUAUGAUUCUACAAGAAGAUUAUUAGAUAUGGAUUUAUUAGGAGAAAUAUCUAGAGUAACUCAGACUAUACAUCUAGGUGAUUUCGAAAAAAGAAAAGUUAGCAUGCAUAAAUUAUAUGGUGGCUGGUUUCAUUUCUUAGGUAUUAUGGUUAUUAACGGAUAUAAUUGUAAUAUAUAUGAAAAAAAUACGAAUGCUGAAAAAGUACAAGUUAUUCCAAAACAUAUGAUACAUGAAUUUAAAGAAUUAGUAAAUAAAAAACAUGAUGAUUAUCAUAGUGGAUAUGUAGUAGGUCUAUGGAGAGAUUUCCCAAGAAAUACCUUUUUGCCAUGGAGAUUUUCUGUUGAAUUGUUUUUAUGGGAUCUAUUAAAUGUCUUACCACAUGAAUUACCACACCCUGCCAAAUUAAUAAUGACAUAUAAUAAAAAUAUGAAUGCAUUAUAUUCAAAUGGAAAACAAGAAGAUACUGACAUGAAGGUUGUUCAAGCGUCUGAUGGUAUGAUUACUAAUAACAACAUGAUGAUACACAAUAAUAACAAUAGUGAUUUUCUUCAUGUACAAACGAAAAAGAUAAAAGAUAAUAAUUAUUAUAAUAUGUUAUUAAAUGUAUGGCCUGAACAAGUUAAAAACAUUGUUAGAAAACAUCCAGGUUUUGAUGUUGCUCUCGUAUCUGAAGAAGAUUAUUUGAAUAACAUAAAUAAUGAAGAUGAUUAUUAUGUUGAUAAUGAACAAAACAAUGAUAUUUUUAAUUAUGAUGAUAAAAAUAAUAAUGGACAUGGAUAUAUCUUCUUAAUCUUGUUAAACAAAAACUUUUUUGUUGAUGAGUUUAUGAAAAGUUCAAAUUAUGAACAAGCCAAAAAAAAUUACUUCUGUGAUAAAAUAAAAGAAAUAAUGGAAGAUUUGGAAAAAUUAUUGGAUGAUUUGAAGCAUAAAUAUUGUCCUGUUGACGACAACAACAAUGAUAAUAAUAAUAAUCAUGAUGAUAACCAUGAUGAUGAUAACCAUGAUGAUGAUAACCAUGAUGAUGAUGACCAUGAUGAUAAUUUGCCAACUGAACGUCCGGUUGCUACCUUUUACAAUUAUCUUACGGAUAAAUCGAAUUAUAAAAAAAUAAAUCCUCAUGUUCUUGGAGAGAUUGCUGGAAUUACGAAACAUCUAAGAUGUGAAGAUUUUCCUAAUAUUUCAGAUAGAUGUGUUAAUAAUAUUUCUAUACAUCAUAAAUAUGGAGGUUGGUUUGAAUUUGGUGGCGCCAUCCAUCUAAAGAACAUGAAUUAUGUUGAACCUACAUAUGAACAACAUGAUGAUAUUAUGAAAGAAACAUUCGAAGAAGUUAUAUUAGCUCAAGCAAAUUGUAAAUGUCAAAGUAUUGGAUUGUGGAGAGAUAUACCUGAAAAAGAUAUGUCUGAAUAUAGAUAUCCUUUGAAUGUUUUCGUUUUAGAAAAUCCAAAAUAUAAUUUAUUGAACUUACAAGAUAUACAUCCAUAUCUUGUUGUUGAUAUAUUAAAUAAAGGAUUGCAUGCAAUGAAAGCAUAUGCUAGCGGUAAAAUGUAUAAUAUUGUAACACCGAAGGACAUAUCAAAUAAUAAUGAUGAAGAAGAUAAUAUGUCGAAUGAAAAUAAUACUACCUAUGCUUACCUAAAUGAUUACCAUAGUGAUAGUACCCAUGUUCCCGAUGAAGAUAAUGAAGCACAAGAUGAAGAAGAUGAAAAACAAGAAAUAGAAGACGAUGAAGAAGAAAAAGAAGACGAUGAGGAAGAAAAAGAAGAAGAGACAACUUCACAACCAAAAGAUGUUGAUGAUAAUGGACCAAAUGAUCCAUUUUACGAUGGAACAUUCAACGUUUUAAAUAAAGAAAAUGUACAAACAACUUCACAACCAAAAGAUGUUGAUGAUAAUGGACCAAAUGAUCCAUUUUACGAUGGAACAUUCAACGUUUUAAAUAAAGAAAAUGUACAAACAACUUCACAACCAAAAGAUGUUGAUGAUAAUGGACCAAAUGAUCCAUUUUACGAUGGAACAUUCAACGUUUUAAAUAAAGAAAAUGUACAAACAACUUCACAACCAAAAGAUGUUGAUGAUAAUGGACCAAACGAUCCAUUUUACGAUGGAACAUUCAACGUUUUAAAUAAAGAAAAUGUACAAACAACUUCACAACCAAAAGAUGUUGAUGAUAAUGGACCAAACGAUCCAUUUUAUGACGGAACAUUCAACGUUUUAAAUAAAGAAAAUGUACAAACAACUUCACAACCAAAAGAUGUUGAUGAUAAUGGACCAAACGAUCCAUUUUAUGACGGAACAUUCAACGUUUUAAAUAAUGAUAUUAAAGAGAAUGAGCAAGAUGCAGAUAUUAUAGCUCAAGGUUCAAGUGGUCAAACACAAGAAUAUAUAAAAGACGUAGAAAAUAAUGUAGAACGAAAUAAUGAAAACAAUAUUAAAAAAAAGAAUAUUGAUAAUAAUGAUAAUAAUGAUAAUAAUGACGACGACGAUGAUGAUGAUGAUGAUGAUGAUAGUACAAAUAAAAAUGGAAAUUUAUUAAAAGGUACAAUAUCGGAUAAUCAAGUAACAAGCAAUUUUAGGGAGAAAUUAUUUAUAUUUAUAAUACUUUGUUUAAUAUCUGUAUGCCUUGCUUUAUUAGUAAGUAUUGCUAUAAAGGUAUAUGCAUCUGUUAUGAAAAAAAAAAUAGGUGAUAAGCAUGAUGUUGUUUUAUCCUUUAAGGAUAGAGAAGAAAUUCCUGUUGUUUCCGGAAUACCAGCUCCAUGGUUAAGUUCUUAA